AUGUCUGCAGACUUGUGGGCUGAGUUUGGUCAGGGCUCUGGCUCUGCGCAGAGCUCUGACCAACCUCGGAUUCCACAACCUCAAACCAGUUCAUUCAUCUCUGGAUUCGACCAAGCUGAUGACCUGAUUCUGGGUGGGCCCCAGCUUAGCAAAUCUCAGUUCUCCAAUACGAGUGCGCCGCCGCCUCAGUAUGCGCCUUCUUCUCACAGACAGCCCCCCACCUUUCAGGCAUUCGAUCUGCCAAAACAACACGAUAGUGAUAUCUUAUUCGAUGCCACCCAAGACACACCUGCGAGCGAGGAAGAAGAUGAGUGGGGUGAAUUCGAAGGUCCAGAAGAGAGCGCAGAACAUGGCCAGCCGAGUAUCUCUGCGGCCAUAGCACAAGACGCAAAAGCUCCUGCACCGAGGCCUCAGCUUCAAGCUCCGAGUAAUUCAAAAGUCCCUACAACCAUUGAUCUAUUGGACUCUCUUUCUCUGGAUGACCCGGCCCCAAUUGCACGGCAGCUUCCCAAGCCGGGGCCGAAGACAAUCCCCCAAGCCAACACUCCUCCACCAGAUGAACCAUCAUGGGACGAGGACUCAUUCGGUGAUUGGGGUGACUUCACCGACGGACCUCCCACAACAUUGGCAACAACCAAUCGAAACUCACCCUCCACAACCAGCCUGGGACGACACUUUCGAGGACUGGGGCGACUUCACCGACGGCCCAAGUACAGCACCAGCAUCAGCACCCCAAAAGCCAACCUCAAAACCAGCCUCACGGCCAUCAACGACAAGCCCACCACCCCGAAGUUUCAUCUCCUCAACACCAAAAUCCCCCCCCAAAUGUCCGACCAACCAACAUCCCCCCCACCGUCCGUUCUCCUCGAACUGCUAGUCGACCUAUUCAACAAUCUCCAAGAGGAAGCAGCCACCGCGAAGCGCCAAUCAGACCAGGCAGCAGCAGCUAAACUCCAUAAUACCCUCGAAACUGCAUCUCGCAUCAUCGCCGGCCGCACAUUACGCUGGAAACGUGACACCAUCCUCAGCCAAAGCAUGCGGAUCGGACCGGCUGGUAAGCCAGGCGGAAUGAAGUUAAGCGCGGUAAACAAGCAUGAAAAUGUAAAAGAAGAGCAAGAUGCUGUAGACGUCUUGUCCUUGUGGCGCGAGCGCGCUGCUCUGUUCAAUGCCGUAAUCCAGACUGCAGGUCUACGGCCUAUUCCGCCUAUUUCGGGCCCCAGUGCAUUGAAAGUCACCACGGCGAAGCUGGAGCAGGGGGGCAUCAAAGCCGGACAUGCAUGUGCGCUUUGUGCGUUGAGGAGAGACGAGCGCAUACUAAAGAUUGAUGAGGAUGUGCAGGAUAGUUUCGGGGAGUGGUGGACGGAGCAUUGGGGGCAUACGGGCUGUCGAAUGUUUUGGGAGAGAAAUUCAAGACUGCUUGGGCAGCGAUGA
Penicillium maclennaniae is the source of this 1431-nucleotide messenger RNA. RefSeq lists its product as uncharacterized. Bases 1 to 1431 code for a protein of 476 amino acids. The transcript is spliced from 2 exons. Lineage: Eukaryota; Fungi; Ascomycota; Eurotiomycetes; Eurotiales; Aspergillaceae. The record is from RefSeq and is a predicted model, not a curated record.